UCGGCUUUCUCCUUCCUUCCGGCGCUGCCGCCGCGUCCUCUGGGCGCGGUGGCGUCCCCGCAGGCGUGGUCCCCGCACCGCGCGCGCUCAGGCCCAGCGGCGAGCGGAGCCUCCGAGACCUGGGGAGCCCAGCUGCUCCGAGCUGCGGCAGAGGGUGACUCGUGUGAUGAGCUGAGGACCGACCAGGGUGCCCCGCGUCACUCCCGGGCAGGAAGAACAUGAAAAGCACCCAAGCCCACCAUUUCACCCAGGCCCACGUAGGCAAAUGAACAGUGGUGAGAAGCCUAGGGAGAAUCGUUGGAUGUCUGAUGUGUGACACCAUGCACCAUCAGUGGCUCCUGUUGGCCGCAUGCUUUUGGGUGAUUUUCAUGUUCAUGGUGGCAAGCAAGUUCAUCACGCUGACCUUUAAAGACCCAGAUGGGUACAGCGCCAAGCAGGAGUUUCUGUUUCUGACGACGGUGCCGGAAGCGGGGAGGUUCGCAGAAGAGAAGCACUUUCCUGGGGAACUGAAGGUGCUGUAAAGGUUUCGCUAAAUUCCUGGCCCGCUGAGUGGGAGCCUCAGCCUCACCAGAGGGGGAAUGCGCUGGGCAAGGUCAGGAGAAAACCAGCCAACGGGGAAGAUGCUUGGGGACAGCCGGCCUGCCCAGCCCCUGGUCUACCUGGAGCGCCUGGAGCUCAUCCGGAACGUGUGCAGGGACGAGGCCCUGAAGAACCUCUCACACACAGCCGUCUCCAAGUUUGUCCUGGACCGGAUAUUUGUCUGUGACAAGCACAAGAUUCUUUUCUGCCAGACUCCUAAAGUGGGCAACACGCAGUGGAAGAAGGUGCUGAUGGUGCUCAAUGGAGCCUUUCCGUCCAUUGAGGAGAUCCCGGAGAACGUGGUGCAUGACCACGAGAAGAAUGGCCUCCCCCGCCUUUCCUCCUUCGGCGAGGCUGAGAUCCAGAAGCGAUUAAAAACGUACUUCAAGUUUUUCAUCGUGCGAGAUCCUUUCGAACGACUCAUUUCUGCCUUUAAGGACAAAUUUGUGCACAAUCCCCGGUUUGAACCUUGGUACAGGCAUGAGAUCGCCCCAGGCAUCAUCCGAAAGUACAGGAGGAACCGGACGGAGACCCGGGGGAUCCAAUUUGAAGAUUUUGUGCGCUACCUGGGCGACCCGAACCACAGGUGGCUUGACCUUCAGUUUGGGGACCAUAUCAUCCACUGGGUGACCUAUGUGGAACUGUGUGCACCCUGUGAGAUCAAGUACAGCGUGAUCGGACACCACGAGACACUGGAGGAGGACGCCCCAUACAUCCUACGGGAGGCUGGCAUCGACCACCUGGUGUCCUACCCGACCAUUCCUGCAGGCAUCACUGCGUACAACAGAACCAAGGUCCAGAGCUACUUCCUGGGCAUCAGCAAACGGGACAUCCGGCGCCUGUACACACGCUUCGAGGGGGACUUCAAGCUCUUUGGGUAUCAGAAACCAGAUUUUUUGCUAAACUAAUGUGUAGGAUGUCUGAAUGCAGGUGUCUCUGUUGGUACAUGGGGUAGCCAGGUAGCGAUCUAUGCCAGGCCAUACCCCUGCUUAAGGAGACUCCCUUGAUGUCUGGGCCUGGGAACAAGCAAGGCUGCACCCCAGCAUCUCCACCUGGCUUAGGUGUAAGAUGCUGAGGGCUCUGCCCUCCUGAGUUAUAUCAUCAGGAUGCCGGUGGCCUUUGCCAUUUCCCAGAAGAGAUGUGACCUAGCGUCAAGAGUUGUGUAAGUGGGCAUCACCCCCGUGGAUGGCAGGAACAGAGGCCACCAGAGGAGAGAUGGAGAAACUGAGGCACAGCAGACCCCUCCCGAGGCUCAUGCAGGAUCAAAUCUGGAUCAUGAAAUGGCACCUCUGACUCCCCUUUGGCACCACCGUGAUCAUGGAGGCAAACGGCAUUCCUGUGAUCACUGAUCUGUUCCCGUUCCCGUGACGGUCAGUGGUGAGCACAAGGUGGUCCCAGGGGUCCAUCUGUUCCCAGCCACUCUGCCUGAUGCUCAUCCUCAUCGCUGUAGCUCUGUCGAGUCCCUCGUGUCAAGCAUGGUUUUGGGAUGCGAGGGGUGAGUAGAUUCCACCUGAAGGGGGACACUGGGGCCUGAGAAGAAGCGUGGUACAGGAGCUGCUGCACGUGGGCCACUGUGGCCUUGCACACUUCCUGUCUUGAUCGACCGUCAAAGUGAGCAGCAGGGCUCCCCACAUCUCCCUCUGGCAUCCCCCUUCUCAGUGGGGAGAAAGAACCCAACAUCUGCCAUCUGCAGGCCAGCUGGAGGAAACCAAUCAUUGGGGACAGCGUGGCAGCAUUGUGGGACUCACUGGGCUCACCUGUCCCAGCAUCUUCCCAUCUCCGCGAGGUGGCUGCCCCUAGACCCUUUUCUGAUCGUGUCACCGCCCUGGACGAAGCGGCCAGGAAUUGGGUAACCAAAUUCACCAGCAAUAAACCCUCCUGCGAGGUGCACAGAGGCAGCCGGAUAAGGAUCAGCCACCGUGGCUGUUCCAGCCAGUGUCCCCAAGAGUUGGUGGCGGGCACAGCUGCGCUGUCCGUGAGCCCAGGUGGGGAAGCGGGAGCUGGGCUGCCUCCCCUCUUCUCACAGCGGCUCCUGAAUUUGUAAAUGUGAAAGUGAAAUAAAAUUCAAAAUACGUGCCAAACCAGACAUGUGCAGCUGCUCUAGGGAGCGGUACUCUGGCCGUGUGAGAGUCCCUCACCCCCACCCCCUGCCAGGGCUGGAGACAGGGACAGGGCUGUGGACGGGAAGCAAGACGCAGCCCUUCGUCCUCGUCUUGGGCCCAGGACUCGACUUUGAGUUACUUUUCUGUGAAGUUUCAGCGAAGUCUCAUUAAAACCAUUUUGGACUUGAUGAGCCAAUCGAGUACCUCUUUUCCUGUUUGAAAAGUCACAGUGUAAAACAUAUGUGAAUUUAAGGCCUUAAAGUUAGUCCUAAUUAAAACAGCCUUGUCUCUCAGAAGCAGAA
Molecule: messenger RNA, 2983 nt
Organism: Cavia porcellus (domestic guinea pig)
Lineage: Eukaryota; Metazoa; Chordata; Mammalia; Rodentia; Caviidae
Gene: Chst10
Product: carbohydrate sulfotransferase 10
Exons: 8
Coding region: 579-1487 (302 amino acids)
Biological process (GO): proteoglycan biosynthetic process; carbohydrate biosynthetic process
Cellular component (GO): membrane
Molecular function (GO): sulfotransferase activity
Source: RefSeq, a predicted model, not a curated record